GCACGUGUAAUUUCAUUUUUGCUUGUCACACUUUAUGUGUCUGUCACAUCUUGUCAAAAGUUAGACGUACAGUUUAGACAUGAACCCCUUUCACGGAAUUGUUCGUCUAUAUCCGAACUCAAGUAGGAGUAUAGAAUUUAAGUUGCUCCACAAAUAGACACGAGGACUCGACAAUCGACGUGGCUGGAAAUUCAUCGAUAUGAACGAUUGACAAAAUCAGAGAAACCGAUAGGCAAGCAGACGAGCGCCAAUCGUUCGUUGCUGGCUGAUGUGAGACCUGCUGAUGCAGUCAGACGAGCACGAGACGGAUUCUUUUGAUGUGAGACCUGACGCGACUGCAUCGAUGCGGUCGCUCUUGUACCUGAGAACACCGGGCGGGGCGACUCUAUCUCUCUCUUACUUAUCGAUACCCACAGGAGCAGCAGCAGGCAGCCAACAGCAACCUCUGAGAUCUGACAGUGCUGCAACCCAGGUGCGGUGCCGCCGUAUACCACACCAGCACCAGCGGUCCAGCGCACACACGCUAGCUGCUACCAGCCUCCGAUCCAUGGCCGCGGCUCCUCCCCGGCCUCGUGUCAUGGUGCUGCCCUUCCCUGCCCAGGGCCAUGUCAUGCCGCUCAUGGAGCUGUCGCACCGCCUCGUCGACCAUGGCUUCGAGGUCGACUUCGUGAACACGGACUUCAACCACGCCCGCAUCGUCACGGCCUUGGCGGCAGGAGGAGGAGAGACCAGGGCAGCUGCCCACGCCGGGAUCCACUUGGUCUCUUUCCCGGACGGCAUGGGCCCCGAUGGCGACCGCGCGGACAUCGUUAGGCUGGCCCAGGGCUUGCCGGCGGCGAUGCUCGGCCGCCUUGAGGAGCUGGCCAGAGCUCAGAGGACUCGGUGGGUCGUGGCUGAUGUCUCCAUGAACUGGGUGCUGGACCUGGCCGGCACGGUGGGCGUGCGCGUCGCCUUGUUCUCGACCUACUCGGCCACCGUCUUCGCGCUGAGGACGCUUAUUCCCAAGAUGAUUGAGGAUGGCAUCAUUGAUGAAAGUGCGGAUGUGAGGAGGAAUGAGAAGAUCAAGCUGAGCCCCAACAUGCCAGUCAUCGACGCCGCCGACCUCCCAUGGAGUAAGUUUGAUGGAAGCCCCGAGAUACGAAGAAUCAUGGUAAAGGGCAUCGUCAAGAGCAACCCAACGUUGGCGCGCGCUGACACCAUUGUCUGCAACACGUUCCAUGCUAUCGAGUCCGAGGUGCUGGCCCUCCUCCCCACGGCCGCGCUGGCCGUCGGCCCCCUUGAGGCGCCAAGGUCGACCUCGGCCAGCCAGCUCUGGCCCGAAGACAGGGCCUGCCUCGUCUGGCUCGACGCCCAGCCCCCCGGAUCAGUUGUCUACGUGGCCUUCGGGAGCUUCACAGUCUUCGACACCGCAAGGCUCCAGGAGCUCGCCGACGGGCUGGCGCUCACGGGACGCCCGUUUCUGUGGGUGGUCCGGCCGAACUUUGCCAACGGCGUCGACCAAGGCUGGCUGGACAAGUUCAGGUGCCGCGUCGGAGACACGGGGCUCGUCGUCGGCUGGGCUCCCCAGCAGCGCGUGCUCUCGCACCCUGCGGUGGCAUGCUUCAUCUCGCACUGUGGAUGGAACUCGACCAUGGAAGGGGUGCGUCACGGCGUCCCGUUCCUGUGUUGGCCAUACUUUGCCGACCAGUUCUUGAACCAGAAGUACAUCUGCGACGUGUGGGGCACGGGCUUGAGGAUCCGUGCCAACGAGCGGGGCGUCUUCACCAAGGAGGAGAUCAGGGACAAAGUCAACCAGCUGCUCGCUGAUGAUACGAUCAGAGCGAGGGCACUUUCUUUGAAGAGAGCAGCGUGCGAGAGUAUCACAGAUGGAGGGUCCUCGCAUCAGGAUCUGCUCAAGCUUGUAAACCUGCUGAAGGAACAAUAAAAUUUAAGAUAAAUAUAGUUGUCCGCAAA
Molecule: messenger RNA, 1953 nt
Organism: Zea mays
Lineage: Eukaryota; Viridiplantae; Streptophyta; Magnoliopsida; Poales; Poaceae
Product: UDP-glycosyltransferase 83A1
Exons: 2
Coding region: 284-1924 (546 amino acids)
Molecular function (GO): quercetin 7-O-glucosyltransferase activity; quercetin 3-O-glucosyltransferase activity
Source: RefSeq, a predicted model, not a curated record